Molecule: messenger RNA, 2163 nt
Organism: Chara braunii
Lineage: Eukaryota; Viridiplantae; Streptophyta; Charophyceae; Charales; Characeae
Source: the annotation of a GenBank genome assembly
GUCUUCUUCCUACCUAUUCCUCCCCCUCCAGUCCGGGUACUGGGCCAGUCCAUCAGAUUGGCCCUCGGGUGACUCUUCCGACUGCGGGCACAACAGUGCAUGACACUACUCACUCGAUCACAGACCAAGGCCAUGGACCGGAAGGCGGGAGAAUCCCUCCUGGCCUAUGAGGAACGCCUGGCAGCAUUCAUUCAGGAGGCCAACGAUAGGGCCGCCGCCGCGGCCAAGGAACGUAAACGGCUCGAACAAGAGGAGGAGGCCAAGCGACAGAAGGAGGAACAGGACCGACUUCGUCAAUUAGAGGCAGACCUGCAGGCGGCAGCCGAACACCGGUCACGCCAGCGGGAACGACUGUUCACGCGGGAGACUGUGAUCGGCGAUGAGGCCGCACAUUGGGUGGAAGUGACAUCUGCAGACGGGGCCCCCGAGACUGAGAAAGGGCUGUCAGCCCUUGCGCAGGUCUCCCACGACCUCGUGGCCACCUGCGCUCUGCAGCAGGAGGAAAUCCUUCACCUGCAGCAGAUAGUGGACCAGAUGCUCGCACGGCUGCAGGCGUUGGAAAAACAGCCAGCUGCUGUAGCAGCCGCAGGGCCUUCCACCCUUACCACCCGUAUGCAAGUUUUGGAGGAUGACAUCAGCAACAUCAAGCGUGUGCAUCAGGACUUCCGGACGUCGCAGCAAGCAACGAACUUGCAGUUGGAGACGCAGGUCCAGGCUGCUGCCACCGUGACGCCCGCCGCCGCAUCCUCCCRGCGCCCACCCAAGCUGGAUGACAUUCCCGUCUUCUGCGAUCASUCCAAGACGGAACCGAUCCCGUGGUGGCGCCAGUUUACUCUCAGGCUCCACAUGCACCAUGUCCCGAACAACGAUCGACAUCCGUGCUUGUACCACCGAUCUGGUGGUGCGUGUCAAGCAUGGCUGGACAACAUCUUGACCAGCCACGGCGUAGCAGUGUCGGAACUGCAUGCCAAGCUCACUUGGCAGGAGUUGACCGACGCCUGGCACAAGCGAUUCCAAGUGGAGCCGCCCGACCUGCAAGCGAUGGACAAGCUCAACAAGCUCCAUCACAACACGCUGCUCAGUCAGGACUGGAUUACUGAGUUCCAAAGACUCGCCUCCACACCUGACCUGCCGCUCGCAUUCCGCGCCAUCAAGCACUUGUUUAUCAUGCGCUCGUGUCCAACUCUGCAAAACGCGCUGACGCAGAUUGCAGAGACACUCGACACAUCUGACAAGCUUUUCAGCACAACGUCACGGAUCAUUCUCACGAAUAUCGAAGUCUGCAACGCCGGCCGAUCUUCCGCGACGACGAGCGGCACCCAGCCCAAGCCAAAGGCUUACAACUCAUCGAUCCACCCGGCUAUCGGGAUAUCGUCGUUCGAGUUUGAGCAUGGUUCACCCAUCUCAUCGCCGUUGGACGCUACUUCGCCGCGCACAGCCGAGAGCGACGAUCAUCUUGCGUUCCUUCGUCGCAUGCAAGAGCUUCUUGUCAAGGCACGGGAUCAGAUGUCGAAGACGCAAAUACGGAUGAGCCGUCAAGCCAACCGCAAUCGCCUUCCUUGCCCAUUCCGCGUCGGCGAUCUGGUUUGGGUCUCCGUAGCGGAGUUCAGCCUUGAGCAAGACAUCUCUCGCAAGCUCCUUCCCAAGUGGAUGGGGCCUUGGAGCAUUUUCUCUGCAGCUGGUGAUGAUCCCGAGGGGCCCUCAUUCCGCAUCGCGGUGCCACCUCACUUGCCCGUCCACACGGUGUUUCACUGUUCCAAACUCGCUCCUUUUGUUUCAGCGGAGUCCGACGAGUUUCCCGGUCGACGUACGCAAGACCCUCCUUCCGUGGACGGACCUCAGGAGGCCGGCUACAUCAUCACCGAUCGGCGCCAUGGCAACAAAGAAACAGAGUUUCUACUUCACUUUUCCUACUGCAGCCACAAGGCUGACCGUUGGCAGCCCCCGUCGUUCUCUCACGCUAUCUUAGCAAAGGGAAGACUACGCAGAGCACUCCAGCUCCUCGCCAUCCUCGCUACAUUCCGCCAUCGGAUCGGCAGCUUCGCCCGCGCCCCGGCUCGUCUUCAUAAGGAGGGGGGCGUGUUAUCUGCUGAAAGCCUACACACGGGCCCCUCACAGGACCCGAGGUUGGAAUAGGGCCCCCAGGUCGUGUCACCGCAACCU